Messenger RNA from Adelges cooleyi (spruce gall adelgid), 2901 nucleotides. Its product is annotated as DNA helicase MCM9-like. Gene Ontology annotation, cellular component: nucleus; MCM complex. The record is from RefSeq and is a predicted model, not a curated record. The coding region runs from base 84 to 2795 and encodes 903 amino acids. NCBI's taxonomy places the organism in Eukaryota, Metazoa, Arthropoda, Insecta, Hemiptera, Adelgidae. The transcript is spliced from 12 exons. Gene Ontology annotation, molecular function: ATP binding; ATP hydrolysis activity; single-stranded DNA helicase activity. Gene Ontology annotation, biological process: double-strand break repair via homologous recombination.
UACUUUUUUGUUCUGUAAAAAAUUUGUAUUUUAUUUUAAAGUCUUUAAUCUUUAUAUACUUAUCUUUGUUUAAAGUUUUGAACAUGUUUGAAGAAUAUGUAUGUAAUUAUCAUGCUGAUGAAAUUUUAAAUAUUCUAAGACAAGAAGAUAAAAAACAACAUUACUCCAUUACAAUAAAUUUUUUAACUCUUUUUGAAAAGAAUCCAAAAUUGGGUGAAGAAAUAUUAUCGGAUUCGAUUAAUGUCUUGGAACGGUGUGACAAUGAAUUGAUCAGUGCUCAAAGAAAAUUGAAAAAGACCAUCAGUGAUGAAAAUGUUAAAUUACGUACGAAAAAAAGAGUGCACACUAGAAUUACUGCUUUACCUUUAUGCCCUGAACUACAUCGUACAAUAUUUCCACGCAAUGAAGAUAUCGGUUCAUUUUUACGGGUCAAUGGUACCGUUGUAAGAACAGUUCUUCCCAAACUAUUAGAAUAUAAAAAGAUUUACUAUUGUACUAAAUGCAAACAAGCUUUUGAUGUUAAGAUUGAUUAUGAACAGUUCAAUAAGCUCAUUGUUCCUGACCGUUGUCCUAAUCCCGAAGAUUGUCCCGGCACUACUUUUAAACCUGUGAAAGAUGAAGAAUAUAUAAAAGAUUAUCAAGAAAUUAAAAUUCAAGAACAAAUAGGCAAAGUAGGCUUAGGAGCAAUGCCACGUUCUAUGUGGGUAUCAUUGGAAGAUGAUCUAGUUGAUAACUGUAAACCAGGCGAUGAUGUUAUUAUAUGUGGUACUGUUAUUAGAAGGUGGCACCCGUUAGUCGCAAACUCCUUCAUAGAUAUUGAACUAUGCUUACGGGCAAACCAUUUGAUUGUUUGUAAUGACCAGCAGUCUGCAAUAAUGAUUACCGAUGAAUGGUGUCAAGAAUUUGAAAACUACUGGGAGGACAACAAAAAUAAUCCAUUUGCCGCAAGGGAUCACAUUAUUGCUUCGAUUAGCCCUCAGACGUAUGGUCUGUAUACAGCGAAAUUGGCUGUCGCGUUAGGUUUAGCGGGUGGAGUACGGCGCACGGCACCCGAAGGUGGUGGAAUAAGGAUCCGAGGUGAAACCCACAUAUUGUUUGUCGGUGAUCCCGGCACUGGAAAAUCUCAAUUGCUCAAGUUCGCCUGGAAAGUUUGUCCUCGUUCAAUAUUUACCACUGGAGUAGGUUCAUCCAGAGCCGGACUAACAGUAUCAGCAUUUAGGGAAGGGUCUGAAUGGCAUUUAGAAGCUGGAGCUUUAGUACUAGCCGAUGGAGGAAUUUGCUGUGUGGACGAAUUUGGUUCCCUCAAAGAAGAUGAUCGCACCGCAAUUCAUGAAGCAAUGGAGCAACAAUCUAUUAGUGUUGCUAAAGCUGGUUUAGUGUGUAAGUUGGAUACACGUUGUACUGUUAUGGCUGCGAUGAACCCAAAAACGAGAUACAAUUUAAAUCUAUCAUUAUCGGAAAAUAUUAAGGUGGCCAGUCCACUGUUGAGUCGGUUCGAUUUGAUUUUAAUACUUAUAGAUACAAAUAAUGAAGAAUGGGAAAGGAUUGUUUCCUCUUACGUUCUUCAAGGUAAAAAACCUAUAGGUAAAAAAAAUACUCCUACUUCGUUAUGGAAUCUCGAAAAACUUCAACAUUAUUUUUGCACUAUUAGAAAUAUAACACCGGAGACAACAGAAGAAGCAAAUUUAGUGUUAAGCAAAUACUAUUGGAUGCAGCGCCAAAGCUGUCAAAGAAAUGCCGCAAGAACAACUGUUAGAUUUUUAGAAAGUCUCUUAAGACUGUCACAAGCACACGCUAAACUUAUGUUUCGUAAUCGAGUACUUGUUGAAGAUGCAGUUGUUGCAGUGUCUUUAAUGGAAUGUUCCAACGAUGAUGGAUUGUCAAAUAAUAUUAACACUCUGUACACUAAUUUUCCCACUUGUCCCAAAGAAGAUUAUUUAAAAAAAAUGGAAGAAAUAUUGACAAAACUCGGUCUAGAAGAGAUUUUCGAGACUGAAAUGAAUAGAUGGUAUGAAAAUUCUUUACAAAAUGAAUCUGAUAAAUGCAUAAAUAGUUCUGAUGCAUCAAGUCAACUUUCAAACAAAACUGAAAGCAACUUGACAAAUAAAAUUACAGAAACUAUAAAAAAUAUUAAGAAAAAAAAAGAAAAUGACUUUUUUGUACCACAAAUAAGUAAUAGAGAUAAAGUUCAACAAAAAACAGUUUCUUCAAAAAUAUCUCCAAACGAAAUUGAUGAGUUCAAUGAUGAUUCAAAUGAUGCAGAUAUUUUUGUUCGAUGUUCUAAAGUUAAGAACAAUGUUGUUUUAAAAACUACAUUAAACCAUGUCAACAACGAGUUAAGCAGUCACCCUAAAAAUAACAACAGUCAAUCUGUUAGAACGUCUCCAAAAAUAUGUGUAAUUAAUUCGUCUGUUGAAAAUGAUCUCAAUGAGAAUCAAGUGAAUGCUAGUAAAACGUCAUUGUCAAAUAACACUCUUACUGAUGAUUUGAGUUUAGAAUUAGAAAAAGAUUAUAAUACUACUUCUAACUUGUUUACUGAUCAAACCCCUUCAAAAUCAACAUUAUACUCUGCACAAAAAGCCAAACUAAAAUUGAGCAAAUUCAAAUUUAGUAAAAAAAUCAAUCCAAGUGAAAAACAGGAAAUGUCUACACCUACACCGGAUAUUCCAAUAAAUAAUAAUGACUGUACAACUACUGUAAUCACACCGACUGCGCCAAAAAUUGUUCCUAUUAAUCUAGCAAAGGUUUUUUCAGCUGAAGAUGAGGAAGACUUGUCUUAUUUAGAUUUAGAAUAAUAGUUUCAACUAUGAAACAAAUACUUCAAUAUAUUUUGCAACUAUUAACUUUAUGUUGUAGUAUAUAAAAAAACUACCUUAUAAAUUUUGUAAAAGUUGUUUUGUU